CUCUGUCGUGCGCUGAAUGUUUGCGCAUUUACGCUUAUUUAUCCGUUUCAUUUCACCAAAUCCUCGUGAUUAUACUGUGAGAGAAGCACUGCGUGUGUAAAACGCCUUUCUCUUUCUCUUUCCUGCGCGCUUGGCGGCCCGUGUUUCCUCAUGUCACACGGCAGCACAGACACGUCUGUGGAGCCAGAGACAGCGGGGACACAGAGACACAACAUGGCGCACGGAGUUUGCCUUGGCCGCAGAGGCCGCGUCGCUGUUGUUUGCGCACUGCACUCGUUUUUUGUCUACUCGACGUCAAACGGGCCUGUGCGCGUGUCAGUGGGGUUAAACUAAAAAAGAGAGAAAAAAGGGAGAACGGAGCAGACGCUGGCCACAUUCCUCAAAGCAGAGGGCCGCCGCUGAUGAGGCGAUGAAGUGCAGAGAAUGAGAGCGGUGCCAUGGCCUGCUAGUGCUGGCUGCUGCCACUGGGAUUGUGCAGAUCCGCUCUCACAAACCGAGAAAAACACUCGCUUUGUGACACACAGUCGCACGUCCGUUGUUGGUUUCACGGUGACCGACUUCCAAAUGGAUACAGCCAUGACAACAUGAAUCAGUCGUACAGACAGGCUGUUAGGGGCUCAGUGUUUGGUUCAGGCCAGCCAGAGCUGAGGCCCCGCAAUGGCCUUGUGAGCACUUCCUACGGAAACCAGUGUGGCAUUGUGAAGCGUGUAUCGGAUCAACCAUCAGCUGUGCAGCUGCCGUCCUCCAGUCUCAAACAGCCGGCUUCACUGGGAUACAAUCAGCCGGACCGGACUCACUGCUACAAUCCCCUAAAGAGGCUGCAGGACCUGGACACUGUGGUCAACAGGCCUGACCGAGACAGGGACAUCCAUCCGAGGAACCACUUGCACUGUGCCAGUCCAAUCAGUGAUGAUGAUGAUGAGUUUGAGGCACCUUCAGUCCAGCUGCCUUCUUCCCCAGACAAUGAUGCUAUGGAGCCUUUUGAGACAUUGCAGGGCGUCAGGAGAAAUGGCUUCUCGCCACGGAGUCCUGACAGCUUGGAGCAGUGUUCUCCCAUCCCCAAUGGAUACCUGCAUUUUGAGUCCACACUCUUUGACAGCAGUGGCAUUAAGGAGGAGGACGAGGAGGGCGAGCAAAGCAGUAGUGACGACUUGAUGCCUUUUCAUCACUCACAAAAGUUAAGUCAGGAAUGUACUGUUAGUGACAGAAAGACCCCGUGUGAUUCCGGGGUGGACAGAAGAACAUACAAACCCACUGUUUUUAAUCUGAUGUCCAAAACUAUAUCUGAACUCAACCCUACACUAAGCCCCAGCGCACUGCCAGAAAUUACUAUGAGAGAUGGGUGGAGUAUGGGUGAGGAGUCGGACAGUGAUUCUGAACUUGCCUCUCCUGUUGACCCUGUGCUUCUUUCUCCAGCCGGCACCAGCUCUAACUCCAACAGCCCAAAGAAAAAGCCACUUCCUACAGUAAGAUACUUGGAAGGAGACAUAGUUUGGGCAAAAUUCAACAGGAGGCCCUGGUGGCCGUGCCAUGUAACGUGCGAUUCAAACAAGGGGGGACACACUAAGAUGAAAGUCCCCAGUCCCCGUCCUUGUCGGAUGUAUUUCCUCGAGACAAUAGGGGAGAUUGUAGAACGUGCCUGGGUCCCUGGGAGUGCUGUUCUUCCUUUUGAAGGAGGUCAUCAGUUUGAAGACUUACCUGUGCUGAGAAGGAGAGGGAAGCAGAAGGAGAAAAACUACAAGUAUACAAUACCCAAAAGUUUACUGACGGCAUGGAAAGUCAGUGUGGCAGAAGCAGAGUACCUUCUCCCUGGUCGUUUAAGGAAUAAUGAAAGUGUGCUUGCAGUGUCCUCUAAUGGAGAGGAGCGUGUACCCAGCCCACCACCUACUGAAAAGCCACAGGAGGCCCCCUCCUUCUCUGUGGACCCUGGCCAGACUCCAUCACCAAAUAUGCCGUCCAGUGAAAAGGAACCCAAUCUUCUAAAAAGCUCUACCUUUCAGGCCAGUAAGAGCAAAGUUUGCAAGAGAAAGAAGAAAUGUUUGUCGGACAUAUUUGGGCAUAUAGUUGGCGGGUCAACAGAAACAUCCACUGUCUUAAACGCAGUGGGCCAGUUUUGUUCAAAAACGCGUGCACUGAAAGAAGAGCCAAAGGACUCCCCUUAUGCCGACCUGGAUUCAGUUCCAAUGCUUCAUCGUCCUAAACGUACAGCAGUGUCUCCAGUGAAGGACGUAGACAGAUCGGUUGGCAAAGAACAGGGUUUGACUAAAGCGAAAACGAAGUUUGCGGAGAAGGCAAACCAGAGUACAGAUUCGUGUAAUAGCAUUUCAACAAACAACUUGACUUAUAAAGAUAGGAAUUCAGAACAAAGUUUGAGAAGCUGUCAUGAACGGUCAUCUAAUUCAUCUGAAAAGCACUCUAUGACUCUUCCUGCCAGCAGUGGUCUUAUGACGAGGGCUAUGAAAGCUGAGGAAGAGACCGAUCUCAAAGAUGCACUGGCUACAAGCCAAAUCUCAACAGAUGCCCCCAAUGAAGAUUGCCCUGAUCAUAUACCUUCUAACGCAGCCAACCAAACUGAAAUGUCUUCUAAGAGGGAACUCCUCAGCAGUGCAUCCUCCUCCGCCAUUCACCACUGGUGUCCAAAAAGGCGGGCCAGGAAGCCUGAUAAGAAACUCAUUUGUAACGGCUCAUUGAAGAAGUCAAGGUGUGCGGACCCAAGUGUGUCCACUGUGCAGCCUGUUGAAAUCAAGACAGAAAACGUCGUGGAUCUGUCCUCCUCCUCCUCGUCCCCACCGGUGUCUUUGUCUCCAAUGGAUGCUUUUCACGACGUCAAGGAACUCUUGUUUAAAUCUCUGGAGAAUGAGGACAGCAGCGACUCUGAGCACACUGUAUUUCGACCCGAUUCCAACUAUAAAUUCAGUACUUUCCUGAUGCUGCUGAAAGACAUGCAUGACACAAGAGAAAAAGAAGGGAAACCCUUGACUGUCCCGCCGUCAGCGGUACUGAUCAAGGAGGAACCCUUGGUCAUCCCUACUGCCACAGGAGGUGGGCUGCUGCCGGGGUCUUCUGAUGGUUCCACUCCUGGGAUCAAAACGGAAAAUGGCCGGUUUGGAAAAUCCAAAGCACCCUACAACACAGCGGUGAAAACCAAGAAUAGGACUAAAGCAAUUAUGACGGCUGACACUUACCACUGUCGAGAGUUUCCUGUUCACGCUCAGAUGGCGAGCUCCGACAAACAGCGUAGAAAACAAAGGCUCCCAGCCAAACUGAGGGCCAGCGUACCUGUGCUGUCUUCAGACCUGGCUGACUUUGCUUAUGGCAGGGAGUUUGUUAGUGGCCAUGCGGACUUAGCUGAACCUGGAUCUGGUCCCCCAGUUACUGCUGAUCCCCUGGCUAGCUACCUCGACAAGAAGCCAGAAUGCUCCGUGGCUCCAAAGAAGCGCUGGCAGGCCAUUGAGAAAGCUGUUAUGAGCAAGGUGAGUAUGAAUGGGUCUUACUCCACAACAGCCUCACCAGAUCUCGGAGUCCAGAAGCAGGAAGAGGAUGACGUGCACCUCCUAGAGACCAACAGCUCAGCUGGGCAUUCAGAGAACAAACGUCCCCGGAAACCAACAAAAAGGCUCCUGGAGUCCGUGGAGGAGUAUGAUCAAAUAUUUGCCUCAAAAAAUAAAUCAAGAAAACACAGCUUAGAAUCUUCCAAAAUGGAGACGUCGGAGAUGGCAGCACUCCAUGAUCUCAGUUCUUCACCUGAAGUUGUUACCUCAGCCUCUUCCUCUGCAGAGCCCACAGAGGCGCCGGCAGAGCUUGAACAGAGUCCGUGUCAGGAUGAGCUUCCACCUCCAACAUUUUUAGUAUCCCCAGCCACAACACAACCCACUAGUGACAAAGAGACAGCAGCAGAAACUGAUCUACCUCCUGAAUCUGACAUGGGUUUACUGGCUCAAGAAAGAAAAAGGCCAAGGAAGCUGUUGCACAAGAUUCUGGAGUGUGCUAUAGAAGAAGUGUCUGUUCCUCCCAUGAAAAAGAAGGAACAAAAGUGUUACAGUGGAAUUACCUCAGAGGUGAAGGUGUUGGUCAAGAGAACUCAGGUUGAAUCUGUAAAGAAAGAGAAGCCUGAACCCAAGACGUCCUCUGCUACUCCUGCUGCCUCCCUGCUGUGUUCAGAGAACAAAGAUGUCCUCGGUGGCCUCACUCCAAAGAGACCUCCCAGCCCUCCUGGAUGCAAGACCCCAAAGCAGGAGACCCAGGUGGAGGCGUGCAGCUCUGAGGAGAAACCCAACAUACACACUGGAACAUUCACUCGCAAACAUGAGGUGCAGUCUGUUGCUCUGAAUGACAGCCUCACAUCCCACAUGGACGUGAAAGGGAAAGUAGGAGCGACGUCCUUAAAGGAAAAUGUUUGUCAGGUAUGCGAGAGGUCGGGAGACCUGCUGGUGUGUGAUGGUCACUGUUAUGGAGCCUUUCAUUUGCAGUGUAUUGGCCUGUCAGUGGCUCCCAGGGGAAAAUUCCUCUGUCAUGAAUGCAAGACAGGUGUCCACACGUGCUUUGUAUGUAACAAGUCUGGCAGUGGGGUCAAGCGCUGCAUUAUACCACUGUGUGGCAAGUUCUACCAUAGCGACUGUAUACUGGCCUACUCUGCGACACAGCUGCACAACAAAGGCUUCCGCUGCCCACUGCAUGUCUGUCUGUCCUGCCACAUCACCAAUCCUCUCAACGUGUGCAGCACCAAGGGUCGGCUUGCUCGAUGCGUGCGCUGCCCGGUGGCUUAUCAUACCAACGACAACUGCAUGGCAGCAGGAAGCCUGGUGCUGGCAAACAACAGCUUUCUCUGUCCAAACCACUUCACUCCUCGCAAAGGUUGCAAGAACCACGAGCACAUCAACGUGAGCUGGUGCUUUGUCUGCUCUGAAGGGGGCAGUCUGCUGUGCUGUGAAGCCUGUCCUGCUGCUUUCCACAGGGAAUGUUUGAAUAUAGAAAUGCCCCAAGGCAGCUGGUUCUGCAACGACUGCAAAGCUGGAAAGAGGCCUCGCAUUAAGGACAUCCUGUGGGUGAAAUGGGGGCGUUACAGGUGGUGGCCGGCAGAAGUCUGUCUGACCAAAGAUGUUCCAAAUAACAUCUUGAGGAUGAAACAUGAGGUCGGAGAGUUCCCGGUGCAAUUCUUUGGCUCCAAAGAUUUUGUGUGGACUUAUCAGGCCAGAGUCUUCCCGUACAUGGAGGGGGACACUCACAACAUUGAGAAAAUGGGAAAGGGCGCCGAUGCGGUUUACAAAAACGCUCUGACGGAAGCAGCCGGGAGGUUCAAAGAGCUGCAGGCGGAAAAGGAAAUGAGGCAGCUUCAGGAGGACAGAAAGAACGACAAGAAACCUCCUCCGUACAAGCACGUCAAGGUAAACCGGCCAAUUGGGAAGGUGCAGAUCAUCACAGCUGACCUGUCAGAAAUCCCGCGGUGCAACUGUAAAGCCUCCGACGAGAACCCGUGUGGCAUCGACUCAGAAUGCAUUAACCGUAUGCUGAUGUACGAGUGCCACCCUCAGGUGUGUGUGGCAGGCGAGCGGUGUCAGAACCAAACCUUCACAAAGCGCCAGUACACCCUUGUGGAGAUAUUCAGGACUCUGUCGCGCGGCUGGGGCUUACGUGGCGUGUCGGACAUUAAGAAGGGCGCCUUUGUGAGUGAAUAUGUAGGAGAGGUGAUCGAUGAAGAAGAAGUUCGAGCCAGGAUCAAACACGCGCAGGAGAAUGAUAUCUGUAACUUUUACAUGCUUACACUGGACAAGGACCGCAUCAUUGAUGCCGGCCCCAAGGGGAACCAGGCUCGCUUCAUGAACCACAGUUGCCAGCCAAACUGUGAAACCCAAAAAUGGACUGUGAACGGGGACACCAGGGUGGGACUGUUUGCUCUACAAGACAUCCCACAAGGUGUGGAACUGACUUUCAACUACAACCUGGAGUGUCUUGGCAAUGGGAAAACUGCCUGUAAAUGUGGAGCACCCAACUGCAGUGGUUUCCUUGGUGUCCGGCCAAAGAACCAGCCGCCGUCAGAGAAACUGAAGGAAGGGAAAAGAAGGGGCUACAUGAGAAGGAAGCAAGAAGUGAAAAAGGAAAGAGAAGACGAAUGCUUCAGCUGUGGUGACGGGGGGCAGAUAGUUUCCUGUAAGAGACCCGGCUGUCCGAAGGUCUAUCACGCUGAUUGUCUCAACUUGGCGAAGAGGCCGGCAGGGCGGUGGGAGUGUCCGUGGCACCAGUGUGACAUCUGCGGAAAAGAGGCAGCUUCAUUCUGUGAGAUGUGUCCCAGCUCUUACUGUAAGGAGCAUCGUGAAGGCAUGCUCUUCAUUUCCAAGCUGGACGGCAAAUUGUCCUGCAGUGACCAUGAUCCCUGUGGGCCCGACCCACUGGAGCCAGGGGAGAUUCGUGAAUACGUGCCCAACAAGACCUCUGUGAGGCCCGGGGCCCUGACUGUGCCCGCCACUCCCUCGCUGGCCUCAGACUCCAGAAGAGCAGGCGGUUCUUCUGCUGCUGUCAUCUCUUCCCCUGCCAGCCCCGCUGCACAGGGCAGGCAUGAGCCUCCUCCUCGUCUCUACAUCAACACAAAGACUGCUACCUCAAGCUUCAUCCCCUCCAAGUUAAGGUCUUACCUCACAGACAGAACUGAAGGCAAAUCAUUUUCCACUGCGGCCUCCUCCAAGGAUGAGAGGGAGGAUGGUGAGCUGGAAGAUGGUGAGGUGUGUGGGGAAGAGGUGGAAGAUGACGACGGCGACGACGACGAAGAAGCGGAAGAGGAAGAGGAUGAAAUGGAGGAGAUGCAGAUAGUGGAAGAAGAUGAAGAAGAAGAAGAAGAGGAGGAGGAGGAGGAGGAGGAAGAGGAGCCGCUUUAUGGAAGUGACCAGCUGGAAGAAGAUGGGGAGGAUGGGGAAGAGGAGGAGGAUAAUGAUGAUGAGGAUGAAGGAGGGAGUGUGUAUGACACUUGGGGGGAUUAUGGGGAUGAAGAUGCUGAGGAUGGUGAAGUGGACGGAGAGGACUGGGGCAGAGUGGAAGAUGAUGUCAAAUGACUCGGUCUGUCCAUCCCUUAACUCCUCAACACAAACUCUCAGUAGUCAUCCAGAGGACAAAAUAGUUGGUACCUACUUGAACGCAAUACUGUCUUCACUCUGGUACUACAUGGCCUUUUCAUCCAUGGCUGGACUGACAGUGGGGAUGUGUUCUGGUGCUAAGGCUCUUUAUACUUAUUUUGAUGUGUCCAUUUGUGUCUGGUGCUGUUAUGAUCUUUUGUUCUUUCUCUCAAUAUUGUUUACAUUUUUUGGCCUUUUUUUAAAAUGUUUGUAAUGUAAGAAAAAGAUCUGACCAAACUGUCUCCAUAAGGGCCUAUUAUGUUGUUGUUGCUGUCUUAACCUUGUCUUUUUAAUACAAGUGAUAAGAAAUAGAGUUCUCACUGGUUCAUGUUACAGUAAGACACAACAGUAUGUGUUUGCUGUGUCUGAGAAAAAACAAAAAUAAACCCACUGGAGUCAUCAA
This is a messenger RNA of Solea solea (common sole), 7506 nucleotides long. It is a transcript of the gene nsd1a, whose product is annotated as nuclear receptor binding SET domain protein 1a. Gene Ontology annotation, cellular component: chromatin; nucleus. Gene Ontology annotation, molecular function: protein binding; histone H3K36 methyltransferase activity. The transcript is spliced from 24 exons. The record is from RefSeq and is a predicted model, not a curated record. NCBI's taxonomy places the organism in Eukaryota, Metazoa, Chordata, Actinopteri, Pleuronectiformes, Soleidae. Gene Ontology annotation, biological process: regulation of DNA-templated transcription. Bases 585 to 7043 code for a protein of 2152 amino acids.